AUGGCGGCCCGAUCGAACGUCGGCUCGCCCGUGAUGCAGCCAGACCUCACCCGCAAUCGACUUCCGACGCUCUUUGAGGUGCUGAGUAGAAGGACUCUGCCGCCGGUAGACUUGUUUUCAUUUUACAUUUACAUGCGAGACCAGCAGCGGUCUGUCGACUACUUGGAUUUUUGGCUCGAUGUUGCGCAGCACAUGUCGCUAUGCCGGCACUACGUCCGCGAGCUUCGACGAUCCGUACUCAUCGCCACGCCCGAUAUGGAGCGCGCAGGCGGCGCCGCCUCGAAGCGCUCCUCGACGAUCCUCGACAGCCUGGGUGACCUCGAGCCACGGCCAACGGGCCCAUCCAUGUACGCGACAGAGAAGGAAAAGAAUCAGGACGCCCAAAUGUCGGCAUUUCUGCGCGAGGAGCAGUCAGAGCGCGAGUCGCCGAACACGGGCUCCCGGCCCAGCCCCGUCACCGCCAGCCCGGCCCGCGACCUGACCGACUCCAAUUCGCCCGCGCACACCGUUUCGCGCCAGGAUAUCCGGGCGUCGGCGGAGAAGAUUCUGUACACAUUUCUCUUACCCGGCUCCGAGCGCGAAAUCAUCCUGCCGGGCUCCAUCACGCAAGACGUCAUCAGCGCUAUUGAAGAGCACGGCCGCGACGAUCCCGAGGUGUUUGACACAGCCAAGGACUAUGUCUUCCAAGCAAUGGAGCGCGAUGCCUUUCCUGGCUUCCUGCGUAUGAAGGCUCUGGGCAAUCUGAUCCCGCCUACGCUGGUGAUGCGUCUAAUUCUCGGCCUCGUGGCCAUGUUCGGCGCCUUUUGGACUGGCUUUGUGCUCAUUUUUCUUAACAAGAGCAGAGCCACAAGAUGUUGGGUCAUUCUGCCAUUCACCGUGGGCGUCUACUUCCUCGCCUCCUACCAAUACUCACUGGACCCCGUCAUGGCGCUCCUCGGCUUCAGCGAAUACACCCCAUUCAACUUCUCACGUAUACGCGAACCCUACGUCCGCACCCUGCUAGUCAAGCGAGCCUUUAUCGUCCUCCUUGUGACGGCACUCAUCACCGCAGCGCUGUGCGUCUUGUUCAUAUUUGUGCCCGGCAAACGGUUGUAA
Beauveria bassiana ARSEF 2860 is the source of this 1095-nucleotide messenger RNA. RefSeq names its product regulator of G-protein signaling domain-containing protein. Gene Ontology annotation, cellular component: plasma membrane. Gene Ontology annotation, biological process: intracellular protein localization. The record is from RefSeq and is a predicted model, not a curated record. The transcript has 3 exons. Lineage: Eukaryota; Fungi; Ascomycota; Sordariomycetes; Hypocreales; Cordycipitaceae. The coding region runs from base 1 to 1095 and encodes 364 amino acids.